Molecule: messenger RNA, 7530 nt
Organism: Diabrotica virgifera virgifera (western corn rootworm)
Lineage: Eukaryota; Metazoa; Arthropoda; Insecta; Coleoptera; Chrysomelidae
Exons: 6
Coding region: 644-1066 (140 amino acids)
Source: RefSeq, a predicted model, not a curated record
UUCGUACCAUCAUUUUCGUAUUUUUUACCUACCGUGUCAGCGCUGGCCUCAACCCAAGCGACUUACCAGCACUCAUAUGUAGUAUGUAGGUGAAUCAAGCAAGACAGACAACAGUUCUUUAUAUAACAACUGUAGAUAACCAGUUUGUGUCAAGUUUGUGUUUAUUUCCUUUAGCAGUAAAGAAAUUGCACAAGAUUUUUUAAGUUCGGCGUAGGUACCGAGACGUAGGUCGUUGGGACUUUGUUUAUAUUGUAAACAAAAACAUUUGUGUUAGUUUUCCUUUCAAAUAGUUCGGUUAUUCUUCGUCGUUAUCGACGAACACGUGGUUUUGUGUUCUAAAACAAUAUUAAAUGUGACAGUUGUGUUUUCACACUAUUUGUGGCGCGUUCUAGAUUGGUACAAACUACAAAGUGUUCGCCGGCUCUUUGUCGUGAUUAAAGUGGGAAAUCUACGAAAUUGUGAUAACUUAUUAUUAUAAGGUUAUGAAUGUAUCGGUGAAUACAUUGAAUGGGACUUCCGGCAAUCAAUUAUAAUAUUAUAUCGAUCAAACUUUUAGCCAACGAUAACGACAAGUAAUAAACAUAAGAACUUCAAAUUAAAGGGAGCGAUACAUCGAAAAGACGACGAAAAAUCAGUUGCCACGAUGAAAUACAAUGUCAUAGUUUGUGUAGGAGUUAGUUUAUUAGGACUAUUUGUAUGUUCAACUGCAAUUGAAGGUGAACUUAACGAACAUUGUACCUUAGGGAGCGACUGUAGACAUUUUGCCUAUUGGUGUAGUAGAAACAGAACUUGUCAAUGCUUGCCAAACUAUAAACCAAACAAAUAUUGGGACAAAUGUGUUGGUAUCGUUGGCGAGAAAUGUAAAUAUGACGAACAUUGUAUAGAAGGCGGAUUUUGUAAACAACAAAAACAAUGCGAGUGCAAAGAACCUCUAGUUGCAAGCGAAGACAAAACCGAGUGUUCACUUCCCGUUGUUUCAGAUUCUACAAGGAUAUCAGCCACCAAAUAUGCCAUUUUACCCGUUUUAGUAUUACUCUACUUAAAGUUAUAUCUGUGGAUAGGCUAAAGAAAUAGUUGAUGUUGACCAAAGAUGUUCAUAUAUCUCAAUUUAUACCACCUCCCAUGAAGAUGUAAAACAACUUCAGGAUAUUUUAAAAUUUUUGGUAUUUUUUUGUUUAUAAGGUUAUUUAUGUAAUGUAAAUAGAUACUUAAAAUGUACUUAAAGACAAAACGUAAUUAGGUGUAGAAAUAUUAUCGUCAUUCAUCGUAAGAUUAAAAUUCUUAAGAAAUAUUAUGCCACCAAUGGUUCACGUUCAAAUUACACAAUUUUCUAUUUACAUUUUCUAUUUGUUGGAAUCAGCAUGUAUAAAAGAAAUUAAUAGAAGCAAUUUCUCUUGUCAGCAAAUUAAAAUAGUGUGUAAUUGUUAUCCAUGUUUACCAAAAAGUAUUUUUAACUUUUUUUGUCCUCUUGCAACAAAUUUGUAGGUACCUAUGGUGCUUCUCAGAGGCUUUUUUCAGUGCGACACAAGUGACAGAAAAAAAGAUACGUCCGUGAUACAUACACAUUUACUCCAGUUGUUGAUAGGUGGCGCUAUAAUCGGAAAAGAAAUUUACGUAUUUACCCAUUAUUUACCUAUUACAUACGUAUACCAUUGUUUAAAAAAAGGUUAUUAGUCCAGAGAUAUAAGAUUUUUCUCGUGACACAUCCCCCUCCAGGCCGAAACCAAAUUUUUUAAGUAGUAUGGUCAUCUAUAUUAAUAACCUUUAGGUUUCCUGCAGCCGAUUUUGAUGAUAUACAUAGUUAUAAACUAAUGAAGAUCAAAAAACGGUUAAUUUUCGCUUUUUUCGUAUAUAACCAAAAAGUUAAGCAUUCUAAACAAAUUUGCGAGUAAGAAACUCAUAAAUAGUCUAAAAAAAUGAAUAUUGCGUUCGCUGAAUAUGUCUAUCCUUAUUGGUUGCUUAGAAAAUUGCAAAAUAAAUCAUAAAUUUUGAGUUUUUAUAAAUAUUCAUAACUUAUGUAAAAAUUAACUUAUAACCUUAUUACACGAAUUGCUGAGACUUCUGGUGCUUAAAUUAUAUUUUAAAUUUCAAAGCAAUUGGUGAAAUAGUUUAAAAGUUAUUUAAUUUGUUUAUCCCAAAUUAAUUUUUUUUGCAACACUAUAAGUCAGAAAAUUAUGAGGUUACAGUAAGACUUCUGACAGUUUAUGGAAGAACAUUUAUACUAUUGACUUAAUUAAAAAAAAAUGACAGAAAGUAAUUUUAAAUAGUGUAAAAUUAUUUUGCAAAAACACGUCAAUUUUUUGCUUACUUAUAAACAAUUAGAAUAACUUCUUAACCGUUACCCGUAGAAAAAUUAUUUUUUUAUAUUUAGAAAGACUGAAUUUUUAUACACAUUUAGAAAGAAAAACAAUUGUCCUAGGGCAAUUAGGGGCGAAGUUAGCCCCACCCUCCCAUUUUUUAAUUCACAUGUUUUUGCAAAAUAAUUUUGCAGUAUUUAGAAUUAUUUUGUCAUUGUUUUUUAAUUAAAUUAAUAGUAUAAAUCUUCUUCUUUCAUAAACUAUCCAAGAUAUUAGUGUAACUUCAUCAUUUUCUGACUUAUAGCGUUGCAAAAAAAAUUAAUUUGGUAUAAAUAAAUUAAAUAUCUUUUAAACUAAUUGACCAAUUACUUUGAAAUUUAGUGUAUGAUUUAAGCACCAGAAGUCUCAGCAAUCCGUAUAAUCAGAAUGUUCUAAGUUAAUUUUUACAUAAGUUAUGAAUAUUUAUAAAAACUCACAACUUAUGAUUUAUUUUGCAAUUUUCUAAGCAACCAGUAAAGAUAGAUGUAUUCAGCGAACGCCAUAUUGAAGUUUUUUAUACGAUUUAUGAGUUUCUUGCUCUCAAAUUUGUUUAAAAUCCUUGACUUUUUGGUUAUAGACGAAAAAAGCAAAAAUUUACCGUUUUUUGAUCUUCAUUUAUUUAUUACUAUGUAUAUCAUCAAAAUCGGCUGCAGGAAAUACAUAGGUUAUUAAUAUAGAUGUCCAUACUACUCAAAAAAUUUGGUUUCGGUCUGGAGGGGGUUGUGUCACCAACAGGAUAUUUUUUUUCCUUAUUUCUCUGAACUAUAUACAUUGUUUAAAAAAGGUCUAGUUAUACAAUGCAUAUUAUACGACUAUAAUUUAAAGUUCUUCUCAGUCUUUCAGUGUGUCAUUAAUGACGUAAGAUGUGAUUUUAAGAAUGUAAAGAAUUAUAGCAUGACAUUUUAGUUAAAUCUGACAGUUGUCAGAAUCUUAAUCGUAAUUUGGUAUAAAAACAAAUAAAUUGUGUUUAUUUCAUUUAUAAAAAGAUGUGUUCUUUGAUUUGUAUAGUCUUAUAAAUUAUACAGAGUAUGGUCGUAUAGAUAAUACAUAAAUCAUUUUUUUGUUCCAUUAUAGCGCCAUCUAUCAACAACUAGAAUAAAUGUUACAGGGUGUUUCAUUGGGAAACGGAAAUACUUUAAUGGUGAAUAGAGGUCACCGAGCCGGUUCUAGAUAUACUACAUUUUUUGCCCUACCGACUUUUAGAACCGAGUUACAGGGUGUUUUAUCGAUUUUGCCCAUUUCUUUCCUAAGCCAUAACUUUAGGACCACCCUGUAUAUUUUUUUGAUAUUUGGUACACAUAUGUCUCAUUCAAAACCCAAAUGACCGACAUACUAACCAUAAGAAAAUCCAGGUCCGGAUUAACAAAAAAUUAUAAAGUAAUUGUGACCUUAAAACAACACCCUGUAUAUUCAAAUUUUGAAAAUAUGUUUGCAUAUUUGAAAAGAGCACAAAAAAGUAAGUUUAAUGGUUCGCUUCAAUUUUUCGGCUAGACAAUUUUCUGACUUUAAUUUUGAAAUUAUAUUGAAUAUUUUAAAAACUCUCAUUAAAAAGCAGAUAUUAUUAACUUUUAGUUCUAAAUUAUUAAAUUUAAUUAAUAAAGACUAAUUUUAAAAAUAUUCAAUACUUAUUUACCACAUUGGAACGACCCAAUUACUAACGACAAGAAAAAUCCAGGUCGGAUUAACAAAAAAAUACAAAGUAAUUGUGACCUUGAAACAACACCCUGUAUAUUGAAAUUUUGAAAAUUUGUUUGCGUAUUUUAAAAGAGCAUAAGAAACUGCGUUAAAAGGUGCAUGUCAAAUUUUUGCGCAGAUAAUUUAAUUACGGCAAUUUUGCAAUCAUUGAUUAAUUCUUUCAAGGUCACAAGAAGCUGCCAGAAAAAUGAAGAACAAUCCCAAUGUAAUUAGAAAAUCGUUUCGAAGUCUUUUAAAACGAGCACGGAAAUGCAUCGAACAAAAUGGCGGACAUUUUGAGCAACUGUUAUAGUUCAAAUAUUUUUAAUUUAUGUUAAAUUGUUGAAUUGUUUAAACGAAUUUUUUUUUAUUAAAUAUAGCUCUUUUUUUAAUUCUUUACUCAAUCAUUAAAAUAUCCCAAUUCUUGCAAUUCUAAUUUUUAAUGAUGUGCAUACAGCUACAAAUCCAGAGAAUCCAUGAAGCCAGCGUAGUAAAUAAGUAUUAAGUAUUUUUAAAAUAAGUAUUGAUUCAUUAACUUCAAAUUAUUAAAAGUUAAUAAUACAUACCUGGUUUUUAAUCUCAGAGUUCUUUAAAAUUUCAAUACACUUUCAAAAUUGAUGUAAUUAAAUCAACGACGAAAAAAUUAAAAUGAACCUUUAAUCACAGUCUUUUAUGCUCUUUUAAAAUGCGCUGACAAAUUUUCAAAAUUUCAAUAUACAGGGUGUUGGUUCAAGGUCACAAUUACUUUAUAUUUUCUUGUUAAUACGGACCUGGAUUUUUCUUGUCAUUAGUAAUUGGGUCGUUCCAAUGAGGUAAAUAAUUAUUGAUUAUUUUUAAAAUGAGUAUUUAUUCAUUAACUUUAAUAAUUUGUAACUAAGUAAAAGUUAAUAAUACCUGCUUUUUAAUGUCAAGAGUUCUUAAAAAAUUCAAUAUAAUGUCAAAAUUAAAGGCAUAAAAUUGUCUGGCCGAAAAAUUGAAGCGAACCAUUAAACUUACUUUUUUGUGCUCUUUUCAAAUAUGCAAACAGAUUUUCAAAAUUUGAAUAUACAGGGUGUUGUUUUAAGGUCACAAUUACUUUAUAAUUUUUUGUUAAUCCGGACCUGGAUUUUUCUUAUGUUUAGUAUGUCGGUCGUUUGGGUUUUGAAUGAGACAUAUGUGCACCAAAUAUCAAAAAAAUAUACAGGGUGGUUCUAAAGUUAUGGCUUAGGAAAGAAAUGGACAAAAUCGAUAAAACACCCUAUAACUCGGUUAUAAAAGUCGACAGGGCAAAAAAUGUAGUAUAUCUAGAACCGGCUCGGUGACCUCUAUUCACCGUUAAAGUAUUUCCGUUUCCCAAUGAAACACCCUAAAUGAUUUUAACCACGGACGUACCUUUUUUCUGUCACUUUCAACUUAAUGCGUUAGAAAGAAAUCGACAAACUGUGACGCACUGAAAGGUGCCUCUGAGAAAGAGUAUAGGUAUGCAUUUUUAAAACAUCUCGAAUAAAUUUAUCUUUAACUAGUAUAGUAAUCUAGGAUGUCCAGAACGUAGUAGGUACAUAUUUCCAUCAAUAAGUAUUUUAUUCAAAAUAAGGUACUUAUACUCCCUUCUUCUUUUUUUGUAGACAAGACUUCUUUUUGUCCUCCCUGUGUCAGGUCAUGUUUCUACCGCGUAUGUCAUUAUUGGUGUGAUGACUAUGACUGGUUUGUAAAUUCUGCCUUUCAUUUCUUUCCCUAUACAGUAAAACCUCGAUAUAACGGACUAAUUGGGGGAACGGGGUGUCCGUUAAAGCCGAAAGUCCGUUAUAUAAAAAUAGGUUUAAAAUAAAUAAAAAAACUUGAUUUUGAAAAUGUGCAAAACACAAACAAAAUUCUAUUUAAUUGUCUUCGGACAUUCGUCGUGAAGUGACGUUUGAUAUCGACGCGCUUGCUUUCGGUAAUCCAGAUUCAAAGCAGGCCUGCUUUGAAAAACGAAUCAAGCUUUGUUUGCAUUUUUGAAGUUUCCUUAUUUUUUUAUAAUUAACUCUCUAAAAUUACGAAAUUGCGUACAAUACAGUGAACUUGAACUUAUACAGUAUAAUACAGAACUUCGUUAUCUGACGAAUAAUCAAAUGUUAUUAGAUCGUAAAGAUGCGAUCUUACCUCUGAAAACUUCAUUUUUGGCAAUGUUGUUUUGUCUUCUUUGCUAUCUUCACAAUUACCCUCAUUUUUUAGGUUCAUAACUUCAUCUGCUAUUUCACUUUCAGUCAUGAUAUUAUACCCAGGGUCAACUUCAGCUUCUUCUAUCCAUUGUAAAACAUCUUUCUCAGCUACCUACUUCUUCUCCGGCAUAAUUAUGUAUUGUCCUACAGAAAUCAGGAAUUUCCAACCCUUCUAAACCUAUGUUUGCAUCAUGGCCAUCAAACAUAUUUUUCUUUUGCAAGGUACGCUGACCUCUUGUAUCUUCUGCAUUAUCUUCAUCAUGCAAUACAACCAUUAUUUCAUCUAAAAACUUUCUGCGAGAUAUUCGUUUGGUUUCCAAAAUUGUUCCCUGAUCCAUUGGUUGAAUAAGCGAUGUUGUAUUUUUUGGCAAAAACAUACAAUUUGAGUUUGUAGGUAGGUGUCGCGUUUGGGGUCCACACGGACCCCGUUGGUAUCCAAUGUAUCUUGGUAUGUGACAAGUUAAGCAUGUACAAUAUUAAUAGGACGUUUUUAAUUUUUUUUACUUUUGACAAUAUUUUUUGUCCGUUAUAUCCGAAGUCCGUUAAAUAGAGGUCCGUUAAAUAGAGGUCCGUUAUAUCGAGGUUUUACUGUAUUUUUAUUUCUUUAAAUUGUUUCAUUCAGGUAAUCUCCGGCUUUGUUUGCUCUAUUGACUUGAUCUUCCACUUCUGUUUCGAGCUUUUCGUAGCUGGGCAGUCUGAUGCCUAGAUAUUUAAUGCCUAGUUACUUUUCAAAUAGUUGUGAUGUAUGUUUGCACAUUAUCCGUGAUCGGUCUAGAUAUCCAUCACCUAGGCCAUCUAGGUAAGAUAACUAGGGCCCAGUAUUUUGUGUUUUCAAAGGAUUUUUAAAUUUUGGGUUCUCAGCAAACUUCUACUAUUCCUUAUUAAAUAAACAGUCAGAUCAGAGACUUACAAAUAUGUACGUUUAGUUAUUAUAACGUUUUGACAAAUUCAAGGACGAUGAAAAUAAACAGUAGACUCCAAAGCACGCCAAAAAAAUGCAUAGUUAACCCGCAUUACAGAAUAGUGUUUAGUUCAGUCCUGAGAGUAAAUUUUUAAUUUUGAGAGUUAAUUUUUAAUUUUCUUGUAAAACGCUGGAUUUGGUGUUAGAGACUUAGAUUGAAUUAAGACUAAGGAAAUUUAGAACCUAAAAACACUAAACAAUUUUAAUAUUUUUCUGAAUAAAAUACCUAUAUUGAUUUUAUAAGGUAGGUACAUAUUAGCUUUGUGACGAUAAUAUUUCUGUAGGUAUUUACCAUAACAAAUUUUGUACGAGACUUUAAAAGCAAUGUACAAAACUCUCAGAUGGACUUUUUUUUAUAAAAUCGUUAUUUAAAAAUUAA